Messenger RNA from Phlebotomus argentipes, 1161 nucleotides. RefSeq names its product diuretic hormone class 2 (gene Dh31). Gene Ontology annotation, biological process: body fluid secretion. The transcript is spliced from 4 exons. Lineage: Eukaryota; Metazoa; Arthropoda; Insecta; Diptera; Psychodidae. Bases 221 to 586 code for a protein of 121 amino acids. Gene Ontology annotation, molecular function: diuretic hormone activity; G protein-coupled receptor binding. The record is from RefSeq and is a predicted model, not a curated record.
UUUUCCUUAAUUCCACUGUUGCUUGUGACUCUGCACGUGAGUGUGUCCAGUUGAAAGUGGAGGAAUUUUGGUCCAGAGACAGCAAAAGUCCAGUGUGGAACAGUUCUUCCUUCUCGCAUCUGCAAUCUUGAAGAAUUGCCGCGCAUCCAGAAAAUUAUCAUCCAAACUCUCGAGUUCAGAAGCUCCUCUUCCGCGCUGCACAAGAGAAUCGGCCAGAAACAUGAUUUCCACACGGAAGUUCUGCACAAUCGCCCUAAUGAUCCUCGGUGUGAGUCUGAUGGCUGUUGCAAUGAUUGAAUCUGUUCCAGUGCCCAGGUACCACAGUGGAUACUACAAUGAGAUUGAGGAGCAACCGGAAGAUGUGCUGAUGGAAUUGAUUGCUCGAUUUGGUCAGACAAUAAUGCGAGCGCGUGACGAUCUGGAAAACUCGAAACGAACUGUGGACUUUGGCCUGGCGAGAGGAUUUUCCGGCAUUCAGGAGGCCAAGCAUCGCAUGGGACUCGCGGCGGCCAACUAUGCUGGCGGUCCUGGCAGGAAGAGGCGGUCUGACUCCACUCCUGUGGCCCCUCCGGACAGCGAAGCUUAAGCUGCAGGCGCAUCACAAGGACAGCUAUUCACUAUCCUUUCCCCACCGAGUGUAAAAGAUUUUGCAGCAUUCUUCUUCCUGCUCUCGCCUCUUCGCCUUUUGCCAAAGUGUCCCCAAAAUCCCCGCUAAGUCUCUCUCUCCUCUUCAGGGCCGAACAAAAUCAAGGAUACGCCAAUUUUCCCCUUCUCCUUUCUUUGUUAACAAGUCUCGAUUGACAAGAAUUCCAAGAAUAUAUAUAUAUAUUAUUAUAAAAAUUAAUAAAAAAAAAUCGUGAAAAAACUGUGUAAAACCAUUAGGUUAGCAUCUGUUCCUUGCACUUUUUCUCUGAGACCGACAAAGUAUUUAUGAAAAUGAACUUGUCAUUGAUAAAUCUUAAAAAAAAAAACAUCAAUUCUGCGUCUAAAACAAUAACUUAUAAAUUAUUGUGGUGUACAUGAGAUAUAAAAGUAUAUAUAUACAUAAAAAUAUGGAUGAAAAGAACCUACCUAUCUCUAUAUGUAAAUGUUGGCAAAAGAAAAUUACAUUAAACAUUAUUGUAGAUGAAUUACUAUAUGUUAUGAUUCACACAUGAAAUA